ACUUGACUUUAAACCAGCUCAGUACUUCAGCUCCUGUCUGGAGCCACUGCCACCAUGGACAAAUCUAUCUGCAGAUUAUUACUGCUAUUAUCCCUGCUAUCUAUUCAAACUCUGUGUGUGUACGGUGAGGGUUUGGAUUUAUCGCCCAUCCAACUUGCUCCCAUCCCCUGUAAUGACAAAGCAGUGGAGAAGCUGUCUCGUCUGGCUGUCACUUACAUCAAUGAGGAUCGCACUGACGGCUACAAGUUUGCCCUCAACCGCAUUGCAAAUGUCCACCUGCAUGCUCAGGGCCCAGCGGGCAAUGUCUAUUACCUGGACCUGGAUGUCCUGGAGACCAAGUGUCACAUAGGCAGCCCAAAACCAUGGAAACGCUGUGACGUCCGACCAUUCAUGGACACACAAAUCUCUGGAAACUGCAAUACCACCAUUCUGCACACACCAGAGGGAUACUCCUAUCUGUACAGCUACGACUGCACUCUGGUCCCAGAUGCCCCAGAGAAGCUCCAGCAGACCUGUCCCACCUGCCCCCUCCUGCUGCCUGCAGAUAGCCCACAGGCUGUGGACGCUGCCCGGGCCACUCUGGACUCCUAUAAGAGACAGUCCACAGUGGGAGCAGGGCUGGGAGUGAAGAAGAUCACCCGAGCUUCAGCACAGGUUGUGCCAGUGAAAGCCAGCUUUGUGGAGUACAUAGUCCAAGAGUGUUCAGAGGGAGUGACAGAAAGAGGCACCUGCCAGCGACUAACAGUGGAGUCUGACACAGAGACUGCAGGUUUCUGCGCAGGAUCUGUGCACGGAGACAUGGGCGUCCACCCUGAUGUUCAGGUGUCCUGUGAGAUGUUUAAAAUAAAGAAUGUCGAUAUCCUUAGACCAGUGCAGCCUCAAGGUCACGACAUCCCCCAAGACCCUGAGAUCCCGACCUUCCCUCCUCUGAUCGAAGAUCCAACAUAUGAUCCACUGCCUAUUCCCUCUGACCCCACACUGCCCCCUGCUGUUCAACCAGAACCCUUUGACCCCACACCCAUUCUCCCUGUGCCCUUUGACCCUGUGCCCUUUGACCCUGUGCCCUAUGACCCUCCUGUUGCCAACCCCUCUAUCCUCCUUUCCUCCUCUUCAAGUGAGUCUGAUGAAGAUCUAGUAAACCAGCAACAGCAACCACCAGGGGCUGACCCUCUUGCCUCCUCCUCUGAAGAGAUAGGAGGGCCCAUAGCUAUGCGACCACCCUUUAACUUCCGCUAUCAGAGGCGUGACCGCAAGAAACGGCAGGCCCUAAUGGAGAACACAACCUCUCACAACCCCACCUUCCUGUCUGAUUUCCCCAGUGGGUCUUCUCCUUUCCGCUCCUGUCCGGGUCCUGCUCGAUACACCACUGUUUGACUGGCACUGCCAGAGAAGGGGUGGAGCAGUAAACUGCUCCGAUGGCUUGUAAUGAUUUGUGGAAUGUUAUCUCUUCUCCUUGGCCCCUUAAAUUAACUUUCUGCUGCUAGUUUUAUACAUCUCAAGUGGCCAAAGCUUAAACUAUAUUUAAAAAUAGCUUCAAAUAUUUGAACAAUUUGAAUAAAUCUUUGUUUGAACCCCA
Molecule: messenger RNA, 1576 nt
Organism: Gymnodraco acuticeps
Lineage: Eukaryota; Metazoa; Chordata; Actinopteri; Perciformes; Bathydraconidae
Exons: 7
Coding region: 55-1374 (439 amino acids)
Biological process (GO): negative regulation of endopeptidase activity
Cellular component (GO): extracellular region
Molecular function (GO): cysteine-type endopeptidase inhibitor activity
Source: RefSeq, a predicted model, not a curated record